Molecule: messenger RNA, 1076 nt
Organism: Bubalus bubalis (water buffalo)
Lineage: Eukaryota; Metazoa; Chordata; Mammalia; Artiodactyla; Bovidae
Gene: TIMM17A
Product: translocase of inner mitochondrial membrane 17A
Exons: 7
Coding region: 132-647 (171 amino acids)
Biological process (GO): protein import into mitochondrial matrix
Cellular component (GO): TIM23 mitochondrial import inner membrane translocase complex; mitochondrial inner membrane
Molecular function (GO): transmembrane protein transporter activity
Source: RefSeq, a predicted model, not a curated record
GGCUCCGAUUGGCUUCAGCAGGAGGCGGCGAGCCAAUCCUCGCGGAGUCUAACGCUCUCCUCCUGGGAUCACUUCCGCCGCCGGGCAGGCCCCGCUCUGUUCGCCCGGCAUCGCGGAGCCGCGGAGUCAAGAUGGAGGAGUACGCACGCGAGCCCUGCCCCUGGCGCAUCGUGGACGACUGCGGUGGGGCCUUUACAAUGGGAACCAUAGGUGGUGGGAUCUUCCAGGCAAUCAAAGGCUUCCGCAAUUCUCCAGUGGGAGUAAAUCACAGACUACGAGGGAGUUUGACAGCUAUUAAAACCAGGGCUCCACAGUUGGGAGGUAGCUUCGCGGUUUGGGGAGGCCUGUUUUCCAUGAUCGACUGCAGUAUGGUUCAGGUCCGAGGGAAGGAAGACCCCUGGAACUCCAUCACGAGCGGUGCCUUAACUGGAGCCAUCCUGGCGGCAAGAAACGGGCCAGUGGCCAUGGUCGGGUCGGCUGCCGUGGGUGGCGUUCUCCUGGCUCUCAUCGAAGGGGCUGGCAUCUUGUUGACACGCUUUGCGUCUGCACAGUUUCCCAACGGUCCUCCGUUUGCUGAAGACCCCUCCCAGUUGCCUUCCGCCCAGUUACCAGCCUCGCCCUUCGGGGAGUAUCGGCAGUACCAGUAGGACUUCCCUCCCGGACUUCUACAGAGCAUCAGCCAGAGGGUGCCAGCCUGGCCCCUGGGGACUUGAGCUGUGUGCCCAUCCUGCACGCCGUCGGGCCAUCAGGAUGAGUCGGCUCACCCUCUGCUCCAGACGCGGUGCUGUCUCUACAAGCAUCGCCACCAGACGGUCCAGGACAAAGGGUGUUCGGCACCUCGUGCAGCUGUGCAGAUGCGCGUGUGAGCCACGGAGAGCUGGGUCCCAGGGUUGGUUUUAACUUGAAUGCUCCGUGGUUACAGGAAUGUUCUGUGUGCCCUUGAGUCUUUUAUUUGUUGGGAGCUUUUCAUGGCCUGUCUGUGGUUAGUUUUGUGUGUUUUCUCUAAUGGUUAGGUGGAAAGUUGGGGGGUGUGUUGAUUAGGUAAAGAUGGUGACUUUUAAAAUGUUUUUACUGAA